ACCAGCGCACCGUAGUCCGUGGUGUGGAAAGGCAGGAGAAAUUUCAUACGUUAUUCGGCGGUCUAAUUAUAUUUAGUAAAUAAGUUAUUGUUUAAACUCAUUCUUAAACAAUGGCGGCUAUCAAAUCUAAAGCUGGUAAAGAUUCUGGCCAGGGAAACUUGUACGAUCACGAAGAGUUUGUUGAAAGUCAGUAUGAUCCAUAUGCAUAUGGAAGCAGUCAUGCUACAGAAGGAGAAUUUGGUUUCCAUACCGGAGACCCACGGCAGGACAUUGAGUAUGAAAGGCAAUAUGCAUCAUCAUACCAUGUGCCAGACCUUGUGAGGAGCUUUAUUGUAUACUUCCAAAAGGUGAUAAAGGAUGGAAACCUCUAUGAGAUCAGCAAUGCCUAUGAAAACAGUUUCCCGAAGUUGAGUGAUCAGUUCUUUAAGAAUGAGCCCUGGCCACAGUCAGAGUACAUCGCACCCAUUGUAAACGAUGACCCAUUGUUUAUCAUCCUGUACAAAGAGCUGUACUAUAGACACAUCUAUGCUAAAGUGAAAGAUGGACCAUCCCAGGAACAGCGUUUCGAAUCUUACUACAAUUACUGCAACCUAUUCAACUGCAUUUUGAGUGCAUCCGAAGGCCCGAUACCGCUGGAGCUACCCAAUCAGUGGCUGUGGGACAUCACUGAUGAGUUUAUUUACCAGUUCCAGUCCUUUAGCCAGUACCGUGCAAUGCUGACCAAGAAGUCUAAGGAUGAGAUAGAAAUCUUGAGAAGAAACCCCAAGAUAUGGAAUGUCCACAGUGUGCUGAACGUGUUGCAUUCGCUAGUGGACAAGUCCAACAUCAACAGACAGCUGGAGGUUUACACUAGUGGAGGCGACCCGGAUAGUGUAGCUGAGGAGUUUGGGCGUCACUCUCUCUACAAGAUGCUUGGUUACUUCUCACUGAUCGGCCUGCUGCGUCUACAUUCACUGCUCGGUGAUUACUAUCAGGCCAUCAAGGUCCUCGAGAACAUAGAGUUGAACAAGCAGAGCAUGUAUUCUCGGGUGCCAGCCUGCCAGAUCACCACCUACUACUACGUCGGCUUCGCCUACAUGAUGAUGCGACGAUACCAGGACGCUAUCCGUACGUUCUCGAACGUGCUGCUCUACAUCCAACGCACGAAGCAGAUGAACUCGCAGCGCAGCACUGCGCAGUACGAUCAGGUGUCAAAGCAGAACGAGCAGAUGUGUCAGCUGCUGGCGAUGUGCCUGGUGCUGCACCCUAUGCGCAUCGACGAGAGCGUGCACUCGCAGCUGCGCGAGAAACUCGGCGACAAGAUGCUGCGGAUGCAGAAGGGAGACAUGACUGAGAUUGAGCAGUCGUUUUCCUUUGCGGCACCAAAGUUUCUGUCGCCUGUUCCGCCCAACUACGACGCUGCACCUGCAAAUUUCCACAAGGAGCCGCACAUCCAGCAGCUGAAGGUGCUCGUCGACGAGGUGCAACAGCAGUUCCUGCUCGCGACGAUACGCAGUUACCUGAAGCUGUACACGACGAUGCCGAUCGUAAAGCUCGCCGCGUUCCUCGACAUGAGCGAGGACGAGCUGCGCACCUACCUGCUCUGCUUCAAGCAUAAGAUGAAGAAUCUGGUGUGGAUAAAGGGUACGAGCGGGCUGGAGGGAGAGUUCCACUCGGCCUCCGAAGUCGACUUCUACAUUGACAAGAACAUGAUUCACAUUGCCGACACUAAGGUGGCUCGUCGCUAUGGUGACUUCUUUGUUCGACAGAUCUUAAAGUUUGAGGAGCUGAAUCGAAAUUUGCACAUGCUUAACCAAUAGAAACAGAGAGUGGGAUUACGUCCGAGGAGAGCAAGCAAUGGACAAUAGCCAUGCUAGGAGAAGGAGCUUGGAGUUUAGAAACCUAGCAUGGUAGAUCUACCUGCACAGUAUCACAUGGUCAAACCAUCAUCAUUGAGUUGCUACCAUUUAGAUAGUGACAGACGUUUAUGUAUUAAACUGGGGACUGGUUGAAUUUUUUUAUGCAUACCAAUUUCUUAUAUUAUGUGAACCGUUUUUUUUUCCUGUUUGAAUCUGUUACGCUGGGGUUGGCUGGUGUAAUGCUCAACUUUAAAUGUGACAUUUAAUUGUGCGUAUGGAAAAUUGUAGGUAAACACAUGCUUAUAUAAAAGCUUCGUGCAAGAGAAAUUUUAUUCUUAAGUUGAUUCAUCAGUGACAGUCCCCCUAUCUCACGGAUUUCACUUAUCAUGUAAGCAUAACCUUUGACCUUUGGUUACAAUUGGUGUCAGUUUGACGCUCUUAACUAUAAACCUUAUAGUGUGAUUGUAUUGAAUCGAGCAGGGACUACACGUAGAGACAUCGUACGGUAACAGUAAUGUGCCAUACCUGACUAUACACAUAUAUGACUUGGACCUGCACGUAAUCUGUAUUAAUAAAAAAAUGUUGCUGUAA
Molecule: messenger RNA, 2429 nt
Organism: Priapulus caudatus
Lineage: Eukaryota; Metazoa; Priapulida; Priapulimorpha; Priapulimorphida; Priapulidae
Product: eukaryotic translation initiation factor 3 subunit L-like
Exons: 16
Coding region: 111-1799 (562 amino acids)
Biological process (GO): translational initiation
Cellular component (GO): cytoplasm; eukaryotic translation initiation factor 3 complex
Molecular function (GO): translation initiation factor activity; protein binding
Source: RefSeq, a predicted model, not a curated record